This is a messenger RNA of Penicillium salamii, 1161 nucleotides long. Lineage: Eukaryota; Fungi; Ascomycota; Eurotiomycetes; Eurotiales; Aspergillaceae. The record is from the annotation of a GenBank genome assembly.
AUGGAUGAAGUCUUCAAGCCCGCUCCAGAGCCCACCACCCCCCUGGGUCGGUACCGCGUCCUCUCAUCAACAGCAGGCGUCCGGGUCUCCCCCCUCCAGCUCGGCGCAAUGUCAAUAGGCGACUCCUGGAACCAAUUCAUGGGCAGCAUGAACAAAGAACAAUCCUUCGCCCUACUUGACGCCUUCGUCGCAGCAGGCGGCAACUUCAUCGACACAUCCAACAACUACCAAAACGAGCAAUCCGAAGCCUGGCUAGGCGAAUGGAUGACAGCCCGCCAAAACCGCGACCGCAUGGUGAUAGCCACCAAAUUCACCACCGACUACCGCAGCCACGCCCUCGGCCAAGGAAAUGCCCCCAACGCCUGCGGAAAUCACAAACGCAGCAUGGUCCUCAGCCUCCGCGACUCCCUCCGCAAACUCCAAACCGACUUCGUGGACAUCCUCUACCUCCACUGGUGGGACCAUACUACUUCCAUCGAGGAGAUUAUGGAUUCCCUCCACAUUCUCGUCGAACAAGGAAAAGUCAUGUACCUUGGUAUUUCCGAUUCGCCUGCGUGGGUGGUUUCAGCCGCGAACACGUAUGCGCGCGCGCAUGGCAAGACACCAUUCUCUAUUUAUCAGGGACGGUGGAAUGUGAUGCGUCGGGAUUUCGAGAGGGAUAUUUUGCCCAUGGCAAGAUAUUUUGGAAUGGCGCUUGCGCCAUGGGAUGUGCUUGGGAGUGGGCAUUUCCAGACCGCGAAGCAAAUUGAGGAGCGGAAGAAGGCAGGUGAGGGAUUGCGGAGUGUAUUUGGGUCUGAGCAGACGGAGGAGGAGAAGAAGAUUUCGGAGGCUUUGGCUACUGUUGCGGGAGAACAUGGAAUUGAGUCUGUGACUGCUGUUGCCUUGGCUUAUGUGCUUUGCAAGGCGCCUAAUGUCUUCCCGCUUGUUGGGGGUCGCAAGAUUGAGCAUUUGCAUGAUAACAUUCAGGCUUUGAGUAUUCGGCUUACGGAGAAGCAGAUUGCUUUCCUUGAGGGGGCGACUGCUUUUGAUAUUGGGUUCCCUGGAAACUUUAUUGGUGUUGAUCCUGCUGUUAGUGGUCAGCCUUCGUUUUUGGCGGCCAUGGCUGGGAAGAUUGAUUAUGUUCAGGCGCCCAAGGCUGUUGGAUAUGAGCCUGCUAAAUAA